Messenger RNA from Knipowitschia caucasica, 1131 nucleotides. The record is from the annotation of a GenBank genome assembly. Lineage: Eukaryota; Metazoa; Chordata; Actinopteri; Gobiiformes; Gobiidae.
AUGCCUCAACAAGAAACUGCUCCAACUCAACAUGCGCCUCAGCAGAAUGCACCCGCGGAUACCACUGUGCAGUAUUACCGCCGCGGCCGGACAGCUCUGUGGGUCACCGUGAUUCUGCUGGUCCUGGCCCUCACCGUGCUCACCAUCGGGUUCAUCGCCGCCACUCGCACCUCCAAUGUGGGCGUGGCCGGCUUCUACUCCGGCAUCACGAUGAGCUUUGGAGCGUUUCUUGGCGUGGUCGCCCUUCAUCUUGUAGAAAACCGUCGACCAAUGCUGAUCGCCUCCAUCAUCUUCAUCAGUUUGGGAGUUAUCGCAGCCUUCCUCUGUGCCAUUGUGGACGGGAUCAUUGCGUCACAGCUCAUCGACAUCAGGCCACUAGAGGAGGACAUGUGUGACUACUACGGAAGUGUUUCUGGAUACGCCUACGACAACUACUACACCGAGGUCACGUGCCGAGCUUCAAACAAAGCCUGCAACCUCAAAAUGGAAAGUCACACCUGCUACUGCUGCUACCUCUACAACUGUGAGAGCGAGUACCACACGCACUACUACAAGUUCACUGGAGUGAGCAGCUGCUGGGAUGUGAUCCACCUGCACCGCCUGCUCUGGGCCUCUGUGGUCCUCAACGUGGUCACCAUGUUCCUGGGAAUCAUCAACGCUGCGCUGCUCGGAGCCUACAAGGACUUGCAGAAGCCGACUCGUUGCAUCCCCCCGAGUCCAGCGCCUCCGCCUCACAUCAUGUACAACCCCAACCAGCACAUCCUCACCUAUGCCAGCUUCUGCCCCCCGCAAGCCCUGCCCGCCUACCCCAACUACCCCAUCCCAAUGCCGCCCAACUCCGGGUACAUUGGUCCUUCCACACCUCAGCCCAUUCCUGAAGGAGGCUGUCCCUCCAACGCUCAUCCGUGUGACCCUCCACAGAGCCAGCCGCCUCCUCCUCCGUCAGGACCAGUCUCGCACCCCCAGAUGCCCCCUCAGCCUAUGGGACACCCACACCCAGCUGCACACCUCCACCAGCAAGGCAGCACCCAGGAGACAGGGGGGUACCUGACCCCCAAUGCCCCUAAUGCUCCAGCACUUUACGGAGAUGCCUACGGAGCGUUAGAGAAACCUCCUCCUUAUGCUUACUGA